CAAAUGCUCAGCUUAACCAAUAAAGAGUAUUUCAUAGAUCUUUAUAUAGAGAUUGAGCCUGUUUGGUUAUUUACUUAGUAAAGGUUCGAAGUUAACCAUGGCUUCGGAUAUUAUUGAUUUAAUAGACGUUAAAACGGGCUUAAAUGCUCUUUAUAUGUUAUAUUGUACUGCUUUAUUACCAUUAUGUAUUAUUGGUAUAGCAUAUUUUUAUUCAGGUUUAACUCAAAGAAGAUCUUCAUUAACUAUGUUUGCACUUCCAGUAUUUUUAAUACCUUUCAUAUUUGUUGAUUAUUUUAUUUGGGGUUAUUCCUUAUGUUAUUCAUCAUCUUCAAAUAGAUUUAUUGGAAAUCUUAAUUUUGCCGUACUUCGAAAUCUUAAAGAUUCAGCUUUAGCAAUUUAUUCAAAUUCAAGAGGUAAUGUUUUGAUAGUUAAUCAUUUUUUAUUUAAUUGUUUAUUUAAAACCAUUUGUGCUGCAUUAACAUUUCCUGGUUGUAUUGCUGAAAGAGGUAGAUUAUUACCAAUGUUAGUAUUCUUAUUUUUUUGGUCAUGUAUUAUUUAUAAUCCUAUAACUUAUUGGUUUUGGAAUGUUAAUGGUUGGUUAUCUGUUGAUUUAGGAAAAUUACCUGUACUUGAUUUUGCUGGUGGGAAUUGUAUUCAUAUUGUUAGUGGAUUUACAUGUUUAGCAUAUUCUUAUAUCUUAGGUCCAAGAAAUCCCAAACUAUUAUACAAUUAUAGAAAUAUUAAUACAGGCUAUAUUGUUAUUGGAACAUUUUUUAUUACUUGUGGUUGGGUAGGAUUUGUUGGAGGUUGUGAUUAUAAAUUUUCUGAAUAUUCCAUUUAUAUAUUUAUUAAUACCCUUUUAUGUGCUUGUGUUAGUGGAAUUGUUUGGACAUUUAUUGAUUAUUAUUUUUCAUUAAUUCCUUUAGAAGGUUCAAAUAUAGAAACACCAACAAAUAUUGAUGGAAAUAAUUUAUCAGUUAUUGCAUCACAAACUUCAUUAGCUCCUCAUAUUUCUCAAACAGGAGUAUUACUUAAUCAACAUUUACAUGAAACACAAUCUAAUUUUAUAGUAAGAAGAAAAGUAUCAAUGAUAUCAUUUUCAUCAGGAGUUAUGACAGGAUUAGUUGUAAUUACUCCAGGAGGUGGAUUUGUAUCUUCACCAACAGAAUUAUGGAAAGGUAUAGUUUUUGGAGUUGUAGGUGCUAUAAUUGGAAAUUUUUCAACUAGAUUAAAAUACUUUUUCAGAAUUGAUGAUGCACUUGAUAUAUUUGCUAUACAUGGAAUUUCUGGUAUAGUAGGUUCAUUAUUAACUGGUAUAUUUGCUAAUGAUCUUUAUGCAUCUAAAGGAGGAUGGAUUAAAGGUCAUUGGAAACAAUUAGGUUAUCAAAUCUUAGGAUGUGUAGUAGUUUCAUCAUAUACAUUUAUUAUGACAUGUUUAUUUUUAUACAUUAUUGAUUUGAUACCUGGAUUACAUUUAAGAAUAGAUAAAAAUUUUAACAAACGUGCAAGAGAUUCAGUUAAUAAAUCAAAAGAAAAUGAAAUAGAAUCACAAUUGUCACCUACUGAAACCACAAGAGUUGAUUCUGAAUUAGAAGAAAGUUAUCUUGAAAAAGUAGAAUUAGCAGGGACUGAUUCUUAUGAAUUUAAUGGAGAAUAUUUAAUGGAUUUCAUAGAAUUUAUUAAAGUUAUACGACCGCAAGAUUAUUUAGAAGAUGAUACUCAGGCAAAUUUUGAACCAAUUGAUAAUAAUACUAAUAUUCAUGGAUUUGGUACAGACUAUGAAUUACAUCCUAAUAAUGGACAUACACUACUUAAAAGAGACCAGUAAUAUUGUAUAAGUUAGUUUUUACUUUUUAAUUUUUACUUUAGUAUUUUUAAUAGAAUAAUGAAUAAUGAAUAAUUAAUAAUUAAAUUUAAUA
Molecule: messenger RNA, 1919 nt
Organism: Scheffersomyces amazonensis
Lineage: Eukaryota; Fungi; Ascomycota; Pichiomycetes; Serinales; Debaryomycetaceae
Exons: 1
Coding region: 98-1828 (576 amino acids)
Biological process (GO): ammonium transmembrane transport
Cellular component (GO): plasma membrane
Molecular function (GO): ammonium channel activity
Source: RefSeq, a predicted model, not a curated record